Molecule: messenger RNA, 888 nt
Organism: Alternaria conjuncta
Lineage: Eukaryota; Fungi; Ascomycota; Dothideomycetes; Pleosporales; Pleosporaceae
Exons: 5
Coding region: 1-888 (295 amino acids)
Source: RefSeq, a predicted model, not a curated record
AUGGCGGAUCCGCAAGCGCAGUUGAAGUACUUGCAAGAUGUGUGGGACACUUGCCAGGCGAACGACGAUCAGAAGCAUGUUUUGAUCAAGGACCUGUUUGCAUAUGUGGACGAUCUCUCGACUCGUUUGUCAGAAGCCGAGUACGAACUUCGUGAUCGAAAAGACGUGAUCAAGUUGACACGCGACCGUAUCGAAGAGUUCAAGAAGCAGAUCCAAGUUUUGGAAGCUGAGAAGUCUCGUCAUGCCUUCGCAUCCGUUUUGAUCGAUGGUGACUGUAUGCUGUUCAACGAUGAUCUUGUGAAAGCCGGGCUAGACGGUGGAAAGAGAGCAGCGAGCUUACUCAAGCAAGCUGUUGAGGAAGAACUUCGAUCAUCCUUGCCUGCGGUAGCCCACCAUAUGCAAGUGGUCAUUCGUGUUUACGCGAAUAUGAAGGGGUUGGCCAAGACGUAUAAAGACGCGGAGGUUCUCCCGCAGUUAGCGUCGUUUGACGAGUUUGUACGUGGAUUCAACAUGGGCGACCCCAUGUGUGAUUAUGUUGAUGCUGGCAACGGCAAAGAGUGCUCGGAUGAGAAGAUCAAGGCAAUGUUCCGGCACGAUCUAGCGGACAUGCACUGCCACCAAAUCUUGUUCGGCGGCUCAGCCGAUAAUGGCUAUGCCCGCUUGUUGGGCCCAUAUACCGAAGACGACGCGGUCAGGAGCCGAAUUACUCUCUUGGAAGGCCCUCCGUUCGCCCGCGAGCUAGCUGCGAUCAAGGACAGAUACCACACUGUCUCAUUCGACAAUGCGCGCAACGGUGUCUCUCCCGACUCCGCCGCGAACACCAUCGACAGACUAUGCGAUGGCCGCUGCUCAGGUUCCAACAGGGCCUUCUUCAUCUUCGUCGUCUAA